UAUAUUGUGAAUGCAACAGUGUGUGAUUCCACACCAUCGUUAACAGUUCUUUGAUUCAUAGUUUUCUCACAAUGAACUUGCUGAGCAUAUUCUCUGGAGCUUUGGCUUCAGUUUCGAACAUUUCUAUAAUAAUAUGGUUAUUGCUUAUCAUAUUACUAACUUGCAGAUUCUACAAAAUGUAUUAUGACGAACGUGCGAUCGAACGUAGAAAACAAAUAUCUCUACUACCGAGUUUAACGAAAACCUACUUGGAAACAAUCAAUUUUAUAUGGCUCGUCUCUAGUAUGAGCCCUCAAGAUUUGUUACCCUAUUACACCAGAGUUCUUAAAAAUAUAGGACCAUUGGUGCAUAUCAAUACUAUUUUACGGGACUACGUCAUUAUAGUCGACCCAGAGGACAUAAAGAUAUUAUUGUCCAGUACUCAAUAUAUUAUCAAAGGACCGGGAUACAGGAUGCUCGAGCCCUGGUUGAAAAAAGGGCUUCUGACCAGCACUGACGAGAAAUGGCAAACGCGAAGAAAGCUACUGACUAAUACAUUCCACUUCAAAAUUUUAGAAUCAUAUAUACCAGCUUUUAACCAUCAUGCAAACGGUUUAGUGCAAAGCCUAGCCAAGGCAUCGAAAAACAAUGAAAUUGACUUACACUCGCACGUGACUCUAUGCUCAUUAGAUAUUGUAUGCGAAACAAUGCUAGGCGUCAACGUGAGAUCACAAGAAGGACAAUCCAUUGACUAUGUUAAAGCAGUAAAAACUGUGAGUCAUUUAGCUAUGAAAAGAAUGUUAACAGUUUGGCUUUGGAGCGACACGAUUUUCAACGUCAGUACUUGGGGUAGACAAUUUUAUAAGUCGUUAAAAGUACUACAUGAAUUUAGUAAAAAUGUUAUUCAACAAAGAAAACAAAAACUUAAUUUUUCCGAAAACCCAAUAGCCGGGACUAAGGAAGACAGAAAAAAAGUAUAUUCAUUCCUUGACCUAUUAAUCGGCAUUUCCAAGGAACAUCCAAACUCCAUGACAGAUGCUGACAUUCAGGAAGAAGUAGAUACUUUUCUAUUUGAAGGACACGAUACCUCUUCAAUAGCUAUGACAAUGGCAUUAAUUCACAUCGGCAUGAAUCAAAACAUCCAGGACGACAUCCGAGAAGAGCUUCAGGGAAUAUUUGGUGACAGUGAUCGAGAUGCUACAAUGGAAGACCUUAAAUCCAUGUCCAUAUUAGAAAGAGUAAUAAGAGAAACCAUGAGACUUUACCCCAGUGUUCCUGGUGUUACAAGAACACUGAACCAACCAUUACAGCUUAAAAACCACACAAUACCUGCACAUAGUAUUAUAGGCGUUUCGUUUUAUAUACUACAUCGUGACGAGUCAAUGUAUCCAAACCCAGAAGUAUUUGAUCCCGACAGAUUUUUACCAGAGCAGUGUAACGAUCGACACCCAUAUGGAUACCUGCCGUUUAGCGCAGGACCAAGAAACUGUAUUGGUCAAAAAUUUGCAAUGUAUCUAAUGAAGACGGUACUAUCAACGGUUGUUAGACACAUGAAAUUGGAAACACUGGGAACACAAAAAGAUAUUGCGAUUAAACCACGGCUGGUAUUAAAAGCUGAACGUUUGCCCAGCUUAAAAUUAACGCCACUUUUCGAAAAUCAUAAGAAAUAAGUACCUGGGUCGCUGUGGAGGAGCCAUUCUUAUAUAUAUUUUGGUGUAUUAGCUGUUGUGGUUAAGGGAUAUUUAUGUAUUUUUUACUAUUAUAUAUUAUAACUGCAGAAGUGGUGCUUGAGUUUUUGCUAAAUAUGUUUAUGUUAUAAUAUGUCAAUAUUAUUAAAAUUUGUUUUAAAUUAUUAGUGUAUUCGGGAAAAGUAAUAUUGUACGUGGACUAUAGUUGUUUGUAAAAAUA
Molecule: messenger RNA, 1887 nt
Organism: Adelges cooleyi (spruce gall adelgid)
Lineage: Eukaryota; Metazoa; Arthropoda; Insecta; Hemiptera; Adelgidae
Product: cytochrome P450 4C1-like
Exons: 10
Coding region: 72-1649 (525 amino acids)
Molecular function (GO): iron ion binding; monooxygenase activity; heme binding
Source: RefSeq, a predicted model, not a curated record